Molecule: messenger RNA, 1403 nt
Organism: Oldenlandia corymbosa var. corymbosa
Lineage: Eukaryota; Viridiplantae; Streptophyta; Magnoliopsida; Gentianales; Rubiaceae
Source: the annotation of a GenBank genome assembly
AACAAACAAGAUAAUCUCAUGGCCGUGGGACUUCUAAAAAGCCAGCAUUGGAUUCCAUUUUACUUAUGUAAAACUGUUGAUUAUUACGGACUUUACCACUAAAUAAUCUGUACUGUCUUCCUCCCCUCCUCCGCUCAUUCUUUUCCUCUUUCUGCCAAUUCCUAUCUUAAUCUCACCCUCUCCCUUCUUUUCCCUUAUUCCUAAAUUAGCUACACUCUUAACUACAGAAAAAUAGUAUAACGGUUACACAAUGUCGGUGUUAUCAAUCCAUCAAUUCAUCCACAGAGAGAAUACAGUUGAUCAUCUCCUAGUUGUUGUUGAAACAAAAAAGUAGCGGCGGCCCGAUCAAGUUCAGAAGGUCAACAAGGAUUCAAUGGCAAUCAUGCCCAGCAAGUGGAUCUGGGGGAUCUCUGUGUUGGUUGGUUGCACUUGCAUCGCCGGUCCUCUGCAUGUUAUCUUCUCUGGCGGAAUUAACCAGAUCAAGUACGACCGUUUCACCAACCCGGAACAAGAUCUCAAUCUAUUUCAACCCCUUAACAACACUCUGUUCUUCUUCUAUGUUGGGGUUGAUUCCGCCGUUGGGAUGGGCGGUUUUGUGUUUUUGAUUGUGUCGGUGAUGGAUUUUCUCGAUGAUAUGUUUCAAGAUCCAAACUCCCCAAUUCAGAGCACAAAAAAGUUUGGGGCUACUAUUCGCAAAAACCCGUCACCAUUCUGUUCUGUAAUUGCAUCCAUUGUGCUGAUUUUUGUUUACUUCAUAGGGCUGGUUGUGAUCAUCCAUAUGGAGCAGACACGCCAAACCCGUAUCAAAAUCCCGGAGGAGAUGCCGGAAUUUCAGCAACGGGACAUCAUGAUCUGUUGGGCUGCCGGAUUUUUGCUCGCCGCGAUGGUGCUGACUGUUUCUUUCUUCUGUUGGAUCCCUGCUUGGAUGUAUUUGAAAACUAAAAUCAACAUUCUGAAGGGCGAAGGCGGAGCUAACCAUGGAAAGUCAAACUCAGACUCAGCCCAAGGCGGUAGCCUAGCUUAGACAUUAGUAGUGAUUAAUUUGCAGGGUUUAAUUUGUGGUCUAUGUAUUAGUAAUAAGUAAGUUUGGCAAAUUUUAUCCGCAUGUGUCCCUAGAUCUUGUUGUUCUCUUUCCUUUUUUCUUCUUGGGCAUCUCUCUACGUAGUGGAACCUUAGAUUUUAUAUUUAAUCAUGAAGUUUUUUAGAAAAUUAUUAUGAGCUGAUCCUUUGUAUUUAUGCAAUUUGCGUUCGUAACUCAGUUCUAUAAUAAUAACUAGGUCUUAGACGGGUUAGAUGGCGUAGCUCAGACAUGUAUCCCGAAUUUUCAAGGCAAAACAAGUUAACAAUUAGUCGACUAGUCGAUUCCUUCUCUCUCUCCGGUUAUAAUAUUCGUCAAAAUCAAA